Equus caballus (horse) is the source of this 2316-nucleotide messenger RNA. It is a transcript of the gene TPM3, whose product is annotated as tropomyosin 3. Gene Ontology annotation, biological process: muscle contraction; actin filament organization. Gene Ontology annotation, cellular component: actin filament. Gene Ontology annotation, molecular function: actin filament binding. The record is from RefSeq and is a predicted model, not a curated record. Lineage: Eukaryota; Metazoa; Chordata; Mammalia; Perissodactyla; Equidae.
UCUGGGGAACUCCUAGACACUCUGUCAGCAGCCCCUCCUUUCUUGCCCUAGUCUCCAAUUCUCCAGUGUUCACAGGUGAGCUCACCAACGGCCACUGCUCAUGAUGGAGGCCAUCAAGAAAAAGAUGCAGAUGCUGAAGUUGGACAAGGAGAAUGCUCUGGAUCGGGCAGAGCAAGCUGAAGCUGAGCAAAAGCAGGCAGAAGAAAGAAGUAAACAGCUGGAAGAUGAGCUGGCAGCCAUGCAGAAGAAGCUGAAAGGGACAGAAGAUGAGCUGGACAAGUACUCUGAAGCUUUGAAGGAUGCCCAGGAGAAGCUGGAGCUGGCAGAGAAGAAGGCAGCUGAUGCUGAGGCUGAGGUGGCCUCCUUGAACCGUCGGAUCCAGCUGGUUGAAGAGGAGCUGGACCGCGCUCAGGAGCGCCUGGCCACUGCCCUGCAAAAGCUGGAGGAAGCUGAGAAAGCUGCUGAUGAGAGUGAGAGAGGUAUGAAGGUUAUUGAAAACCGAGCCUUAAAAGAUGAAGAAAAGAUGGAACUCCAGGAAAUCCAACUCAAAGAAGCUAAGCACAUCGCAGAAGAGGCAGAUAGGAAAUAUGAAGAGGUGGCUCGUAAGUUGGUGAUUAUUGAAGGGGACUUGGAGCGCACAGAGGAACGAGCUGAGCUGGCAGAGUCCCGUUGCCGAGAGAUGGAUGAGCAGAUCAGACUGAUGGACCAGAACCUGAAGUGUCUGAGUGCUGCUGAAGAAAAGUACUCUCAAAAAGAAGACAAAUAUGAGGAAGAGAUCAAGAUUCUUACUGAUAAACUCAAGGAGGCAGAGACCCGUGCUGAGUUUGCUGAGAGAUCGGUAGCCAAGCUGGAAAAGACAAUUGAUGAUUUGGAAGAUGAGCUCUAUGCCCAGAAACUGAAGUACAAGGCCAUUAGCGAGGAGCUGGACCACGCCCUCAAUGACAUGACCUCUAUAUAAACUGAAAUGCACCAAAGAGGAGCACCUCUGUACACAAAGGAUGCUGGACCAGACUCUGCUUGACCUGAAUGAGAUGUAGAGCACCCCAGUCCUGCCCUGCCGCUGCGCCUCCCUCUCACCCUGACUCCGCCUCAGGCCAGCCUGCCCGAAGCUGACCUUUAAACUGAGGGCUGAUCUUUAACUGGAAGGCUGCUUUCUCCUUUCGCCGCCUCUCCCACCCCCACCCCUGUGUUUUUUUCACCAAACUGUCUCUGCCUCUUCCCAGAGAUUCCAGUUGGGCUAGAGGCUGAGCACCUUUGGGAACAACAUUUAAGGGAAUGUGAGCACAAUGCAAAGUGUCUCUCAAAGCAUGUUGUGAUGUACACAUUUUGUAAUUACCUUUUUUGUUGUUAUUGAUGUAGCAACCAUUUGUAAAACAUUCCAAAUAAUUCCACAGCUCCGAAGCAGCGGUCUAAUCCCUUUCUCCCUUUUGGAAGGUAACUUUUUAGCUUAAUGCAUAUUGCCGUCUCCAUAGAGGAAGGAAAGAGGUAUGGGCCUGCCUUACUGAGAGCCAGACAGAGCCCAGAAAAAGACUCCACUAUGGGAAACCUCAUCGCACUGUACAAAGUACCAGCCAAACCAGAAAGGUGAUUCCAGGAGGAGUUAGCAAAAAAAAAAAAAAGUGCUGUUCAGGUUUUCAGCUUUAAGGUAUCUUUGGGCAAUUUUAUUUUUAUUUUUUUCAUCAGAAGUGACCAAACAAAUUAAGAUGGUGAGACCUCUCUGAGACCAAAUCCUUGUCCCAUCUCUACUCCCUUCCCAACUGCUCACAGAAUUGAUCAUGUGUCCCUUAUGUUGAGGUGACCACUUAUUUGCUCCCCUGCAUUCUUGAAAGAAAGGAAGGAAAAUUAUGUUUUUGCCACUGAUUUAGCCAUAUGAAACUCAUCUCAUCACCCUAUUGUGGGUCUGAAGCUGCUGUCUCUAAAAGUGCCAUCUCAUUGUGCUUCGUAUCAGUUAGUGCUGGAGAAAUCUUGAAUAGCUUAUGUACAAAACUUUUUAAAUUUUAUAUUAUUUUGAAACAUUGCUUCUUUGGGGUUGGGGCACACUGGCUACCCCAUUUGGCUGUGAGAGCUCUCUAUAGUCUGUGGGCCAGCAGUGUGCUGAUCUUUUGAAGUUUUUUUCCCUACCCAAUCCUCCCUUUUUGGUGAGGUUUCUGUGAGGUCUAUUAGGUGUGCAUCCUGCAGCUUAUUGGCUUAAAAUGUACUCUCCUUUGGUGUGGUCUCUUUGGGGGCCAAUUGGGAGAAAGAGAAACCAAUAGUGCAACUGUUUUGAUACUGAAAAUUGACAAGUGUCUUUUUGAAAUAAAGAACCAGUCCCUCCAA